AUUGAGUACACCAUUUAAUUCGAGUUAGAAAUAAAAAUGGAAUUUAGUCCUCAAGGCUUGACGAAACUGUCCACAGGCGAUCACGCCCAUUUCAUAUCUAAUAACUAGAGCACCUAAAAAGCGUUACGUAUUUCCACUGUUACACAUAUGACACCGCUUGUGCCGAUACGGGAAUUUGGAGAAAGUGCGUCCUUGGCGAGUUUUACAAUAUCAUAUGAACUAGUUAAUCUGCAUUGGUAGAAAUGGACAUAAGGCUUGUAAGAAGAACAGUUGCCUAAUUAUGACGCUCGCAUCGAAAAAAGAAUUUCCUAAAUGUUUAUUUAGAGAAACGACACGCGAAGAAACGAGAGUAACAGGAUAAUCGAUGAAAUCGAAAGUACAUACAAGAGCGCAUCACGAUAUUAUCAAAUUCACCUUAUUUGUAAAUAUUGUGCAUAUUUGUCGGAUGCGUCGUAUCGCCAGGAUAUCAAGAGUGAGGAGUAAUUAUCAAGGAUAAGUGCGUUGUGCCCUCGACGUUCUCUAAUAAACCGUACAAUGCCAGAUCCGCGAUCUGAAUUUCGUGGGGAGCCACGCCCGUGCAAUUCGUCCGUGUUCCCCCUCGAGCGGCUGUCCUACCUCUCCUUUACGCCUCCUUUCGUAUGUUCCUUUCUUGAUGAUUUCCCACAAAGAAGUCCCAUAUACAUCUCCCUCUCCCAUCGACCAUGCCCAAUCACCUCGAACAAGGUACCCAAAAUUCGAUCGAACCCCCUACAACUUCACCCGCGUAUAAAUAGUGGCCGACAGCUACCAUUUCGGCAGAAACCCAGUAGUUGUUCCACCUCAGACGAGCAAAAUGGCAUUCAAGUUCAUAGUGCUCGCAGCCUUCGUUGCGAUAGCGAGUGCCGGCGGACCGGCGGCCUACGACAUCGGCACGUUAUCCGCCGACCACAACAGCAUCGGCUACAGCCAGGAAUCCACGCAGAAGGGUUACGCCGGCCAGAAUGUCGUGUCCUCGUACAGCCGCGCCGAGGACUCCGCGCACUCGUCGGUACGCGUGAGCAACAGCCACGUGAGCAACGACGCCCUGCUGGAGCAGCACGCCAUCGGCUACGGCUACGGAUACGCCGCGCCGGCCUUGGCCAAGCCCCUGAUCGCCGCACAACCCGCGCCCCUGAUCGCCAAAGCCGCUUACGCCUCGCCAGCCUUGGCGACAUACGCCGCUCACCCUGCCCCGGUGCUCGCUAAAGCCGCAUACGCCGCGCCCGCUUACGGAUACGCUGCCGCGCCCGCUUACGGAUACGCUGCCGCGCCCGCUUACGGAUACGCUGCCGCACCCGCUUAUGGAUACGCUGCCGCGCCCGCUUAUGGAUAUGCCGCCGCGGCCGCACCGGCUCUCUUGGCCGCGAAGACGGCAUAUGCCGCACCCGCUGCCUACAGUUACGCCAGCCCGCUCCUGGCCAAGACCUACGCCGCCCCGGCCCCGCUCAUCGCUAAGACCGCCGCGUACACCUAUGCCGCGCCAGCAGCCCCCCUGAUCACCAAGGCCGCUUAUGCCGCUCCGCUUCUGUCCAAGACCUAUGCCGCGCCGAUUGCCGCCCCGCUUUUGGCAAAGCCCGCUUACGCGUACAGCGGCUACGGUGCUCAUGCCGCGCCGCUAAUCGCCAAGACCUAUGCCGCCCCUUACUCGUACGAGACAGCUGCACCUGUGGUGCACGCCGCCUUCAGCGGCUUCGGCACUAGCUAUUCCUGGUAAACGAUUCCGAUAACUGUAGAUCUCUCGCGGUUCAGCGCAAGUCCCCUCGACACAGUAUAUCGUAUUCCCUCUGAUACAUGCGCAGGAUUAUCUACGUAGAUGUGUAUAUACUUAAUAUUUAUAGUAUAUAAUAUUUUUAUAUUUAUAUACCUCAUUGUAUACACUGCGUAUUCUGCUCACUCUAUCCAUGAAACCUUCAACAGAAUCCUUCACACAAGACACCUCUUGACACGGAACACAUUUCUUAAAGUACAAUACUCGUAUUUUGCAGAUUAAUAGCGAACAGACAUUUUUUUUGUAUUAGAUAUGAAUAAAGCGAACUUUUGUUAACAGGACGAAAACACCUUCACUUUUUAAUCUACACGUAAGGCAUCGUUUCUCGCGCGGUUAAGCAGGCGGCUUAACGAAAGUGAUCUCUCGAUCAGUCCUCUUUACGAAAUCGACACGAGUAUUCUUGUUCUCCCGUUUGCACGUUCUUCAUCUGCGUAUGAAUAUCGUUAAUCCGGCACGUACACAGGAAAGAAAGUCGCGUGCGUGCAGCGAGAACGAUUGAACAGCGAGCACAAAAGACUGAGAAAACGAGUUAGCUGAAAGCGUAACUUGAUGUAAAAGAGAAUAGACGCGUAUCGCCUAAUUUCCAGUUGUAACUCAAAAGAAUUUGCAUACAAUGGAUAAUCGAAAAAUACGUCGAUCGCUCCACAACAUCGUUGAACGAAUCCGCUUGAAUAGUCGACUACAGGCUGACUUUCACAUAUGACCGGUUUUCCCGUAAACAGACGCGAUGAUGAAAUGAUCGAUGCGUGAUCUAGUUUCUUAUUUGGCACAGAAUUCGUUGCGGUUUAUUUAGCCGACUCUAUUAGGUUGAUUCGUAAAUAAGUUCCGCUGCAGGUGACGACAAUCUAUACUGUGAAAUUCGUAGGGUGAAGUUAUAUUCAAUUUAAGUCGUUUUUAAUAAUUUCUUAUAAGUCAUCAU
Temnothorax curvispinosus is the source of this 2705-nucleotide messenger RNA. Its product is annotated as cuticle protein 16.5-like. The transcript has 4 exons. NCBI's taxonomy places the organism in Eukaryota, Metazoa, Arthropoda, Insecta, Hymenoptera, Formicidae. The record is from RefSeq and is a predicted model, not a curated record. Bases 833 to 1732 code for a protein of 299 amino acids.